UAAUAUUUCUCUCUACACAAUAUUAUUUUUAUCAAAUAUGAAGCUUGUAGUGCUAGUAUUUCUUUUCUUGACAAUACUAGUACUACUAGCUAAUAAUGUUGGAGCAAUAAAUGAUGAUGAUGAUGAUAAUGAUCGAAUCGUCAUAAGCUCAUCAUCAUCAUACGACACAGAAAAUCAAGAUCAUGAUGAUCGUGACUAUGAAUUCGAGAAAACUAGUCACGAUUGGGUACGAGGUGGGCGAGUUUUGGCGACACAGAAGAUGACAUGUGACAAGUUUCCUAGAGUUUGUCGUUUGAAGAGCAGUAGUGGGCCAGAUUGUUGUAAGAAGAAUUGUGUGAAUGUGAAGAGUGAUAAGUUGAAUUGUGGUAUGUGUGGGUACAAAUGCAAGUAUACUGAGAUUUGUUGCAAAGGGAGUUGUGCUAACAUCAACUUUGACAAAAGGCAUUGUGGUGCUUGCAAGAACAAGUGCAAGAAGGGUCAGUAUUGUGUUUAUGGGAUGUGUGAUUAUGCAUAAUUAAUUGAAAAUAUCGGUAUACAUAUAGUACUAAUAAUUAAUUAACAGUUAAUUAAUGUACUAUUUAUAUUUGUAUGAUUUAUUGAUGAUUGCCUUUUCAAUUAGGCACUUGAUCAACAACAUUUGUUGAUUGUUUCUUAUCAUGUAUUAU
This is a messenger RNA of Cannabis sativa, 665 nucleotides long. Its product is annotated as stigma-specific STIG1-like protein 1. NCBI's taxonomy places the organism in Eukaryota, Viridiplantae, Streptophyta, Magnoliopsida, Rosales, Cannabaceae. The coding region runs from base 38 to 514 and encodes 158 amino acids. The record is from RefSeq and is a predicted model, not a curated record. The transcript has a single exon.